Messenger RNA from Linum tenue, 1503 nucleotides. The record is from the annotation of a GenBank genome assembly. NCBI's taxonomy places the organism in Eukaryota, Viridiplantae, Streptophyta, Magnoliopsida, Malpighiales, Linaceae.
GAGAAACGGAGGAGAUUAAGCUCGUAUGAAAUGUUUUGCGCAGGGUUUAAGACUUCUGCCCCAAUCGUCUCCGUCUCGCUGCCUCUCUUCUGCCGCCGCGCCGGCGACGUUACCUGCAUCAGUUUCAGAUUGACCGUCGGGGCCUUCUGCUAAAUUUCAAACCUUGCCUUUCGCUCGCUGGAGGAUUUUACAAUCCUAGGGUUUUGUAUGCCACCCUCCGAGAUCAAUCUUGCGCAGUAACUCGGUUCUGUUGCUUGGGCCGGAUGGCAUCGUCACUCUCGAAAGGAAUAUUGCGUUCUUUUGGUUCCUUGUCUGCUCUUCGCCGUUGCCAGGAUAUCUGUAUCCGAGCUUCGGGGGACUGUUUGUUUUCUCGGGGAUCCUCUUUUCAUUUGGGAUCGGCCGCUUCUCUUUCGCAUCAGAGAUGGUUUACAUCUGUAUUAAUUCCUGAAUCAGAAGAUGGUCCAUUUCCCGCCGAUUUGUUAUCCUCAAGGGCUGUGCUAACCCCAGAUCGUAAAAUAGGGCUUUAUCAGGACCUGGUAAUUCCAGUGACAAAUUUCAACAAUGAGGACAAAGGAUUUAUGGUUCUAGCUGGCGAUGUGUUUGAUGUACCUAUUAGAAAAGACAUCGUUCAUCGAGUCGUGAGGUGGCAACUUGCCAAAUGACAGCAAGGAACACAUUCGACAAAAACAAUCAGUGAGGUUAGUGGGACUGGGAGAAAGCCAUGGAAUCAGAAGGGAUCUGGAAGAGCUAGGCAUGGAACGCUGCGUGGACCUCAAUUCAGAGGUGGCUGUGUUAUGCAUGGCCCCAAGCCACGAAGCCACGCCUUUAAACUAAAUAAGCAGGUCAGGCGUUUAGGGUUGAAGAUUGCGUUGACAGCACGCGCAGCAGAAGGAAAGCUUCUUGUGUUUGAGGAUUUGGAGGUUCCUACACACAAAACCAAGAAUAUCGUCAACUAUGUCCAGCAGAUGGAGAAUGCCAAGAAACUGCUGCUGGUUGAUGGUGGUUCCAUCAAUGAAAAACUGAAGCUGGCUACACAAAAUAUACAUUAUGUCAAUGUGCUACCUUCAAUUGGAUUGAAUGUCUACAGCAUACUGCAACAUGACACAUUAGUGAUGUCCCGUGCUGCCGUGAACGGAAUUGUAGAUCGAAUGCACACGCCAAUCAACCGCUAACUUCUGCAAUGCUGUUUGUGGAGGAAACCUGUUCUUUUUCCUAUAGGCGAGGGAAAAUCAUAGGCCAAAGCAAAUAAGAUGUCCAUCUGUCAGUGUUUUUUUGGGUGCUCCAGCUUGGAACCGUGAUAAGGCUAGAAUGUGGUAUUGAUGUAAGCAAAGGUGCUUCAGUCGUACUAGAUUAAUGCGGUUGAAACUUGAAGAAACCAAUGGUGCUGUCCUAAACCUGUGGCUUUGUAUACUCAUCUUCAUUGUUGAUCGCUUUGCAAGAAUAUUAGGAUUUAAUGAGCAUUUUCCAGUAAUACCAUGGCAGAAACGUUUUCUGGCUAAAAAA